AUGACUGCGGAGAGCGGGCCGCCGCCGCCCCCGCCGCAGCCCGAGAUGCUGGCGGCCGUGAAGGAGGAGAGCGGCGAGGCCGCGGCGACUGGGACCGGGGUCCCGGCGGAGAGCUCGGGCCGCGGCUCCGGCGGGCGACGCCGCAAGCGCCCCCUGCAGCGCGGGAAGCCGCCCUACAGCUACAUCGCGCUCAUCGCCAUGGCCAUCGCGCACGCGCCCGAGCGCCGCCUCACGCUGGGCGGCAUCUACAAGUUCAUCACCGAGCGCUUCCCCUUCUACCGCGACAACCCCAAAAAGUGGCAGAACAGCAUCCGCCACAACCUCACGCUCAACGACUGCUUCCUCAAGAUCCCGCGCGAGGCCGGCCGCCCGGGCAAGGGCAACUACUGGGCGCUCGACCCCAACGCUGAGGACAUGUUCGAGAGCGGCAGCUUCCUGCGCCGCCGCAAGCGCUUUAAGCGCUCGGACCUCUCCACGUACCCGGCCUACAUGCACGACGCGGCGGCCGCCGCAGCCGCAGCCGCCGCCGCCGCCGCUGCCGCCAUCUUCCCGGGCGCCGUCUCCGCCGCCCGACCGCCCUACCCGGGCGCCGUCUACGCGGGCUACGCGCCGCCGUCGCUCGCCGCGCCGCCACCGGUCUACUACCCUGCCGCGUCGCCGGGCCCCUGCCGCGUCUUCGGCCUGGUUCCUGAGCGGCCGCUCAGCCCGGAGCUGGGCCCCGCGCCGUCGGGGCCAGGCGGCUCCUGCGCCUUUGCCUCCGUCGGCGCCCCAGCCACUACCACCGGCUACCAGCCCGCCGGCUGUACGGGGGCCCGGCCAGCCAAUCCCUCGGCCUAUGCGGCCGCCUACGCGAGCACCGACAGCGCAUACCCUCAGGGGGCCGGCAGCGCGCUCUUUGCAGCUGCUGGCCGCCUGACCGGACCCGCUUCGCCCUCCACGGGUGGCAGCAGUGGCAGCGUUGAGACCGCUGUAGACUUCUACGGGCGCACAUCGCCCGGCCAGUUCGGAGCGCUGGGGCCCUGCUACAAUCCUGGCGGGCAGCUAGGAGGGGGCAGUGGAGGCACCUACCAUGCUCGCCAUGCCGCCGCCUAUCCUGGCGGGAUGGAUCGGUUCGUGUCAGCCAUGUGAGCCGAGCGCAGGGACGAAAACUCAUAGAUACCUCCGCUGUCAGUGCGAACUAAGUUUUCCUGCAACCGGGGAACAGGACUGGAGAGAGGACCCAAUUGGGAC
Propithecus coquereli (Coquerel's sifaka) is the source of this 1230-nucleotide messenger RNA. RefSeq names its product forkhead box E1 (gene FOXE1). The record is from RefSeq and is a predicted model, not a curated record. Lineage: Eukaryota; Metazoa; Chordata; Mammalia; Primates; Indriidae. Gene Ontology annotation, biological process: regulation of transcription by RNA polymerase II; anatomical structure morphogenesis; cell differentiation. The transcript has a single exon. Gene Ontology annotation, molecular function: DNA-binding transcription factor activity, RNA polymerase II-specific; RNA polymerase II cis-regulatory region sequence-specific DNA binding. The coding region runs from base 1 to 1128 and encodes 375 amino acids.